This is a messenger RNA of Phycomyces blakesleeanus NRRL 1555(-), 687 nucleotides long. RefSeq lists its product as hypothetical. The transcript is spliced from 5 exons. The record is from RefSeq and is a predicted model, not a curated record. NCBI's taxonomy places the organism in Eukaryota, Fungi, Mucoromycota, Mucoromycetes, Mucorales, Phycomycetaceae. The coding region runs from base 1 to 687 and encodes 228 amino acids.
AUGGGAAUUUGUACUGAACUUCUUACCUCUCAAUCCAAUCCAGUGAAAGCAAUAGACAGUCAGGCUAACUCACCUUCUAAGGACUUCACUUCAAUGUUUGACAAUGGCUUAGCUGAAAUGAUUCCAGUGGAGAUGACUUGGACACCAUGCUUGACUAUGAUAACAAUGGCAGUGAUAAAUACAUUGAUAAACACGAGAUUUUUGAGAUCAAAGUUAAAGAGCUUAACAAUGAAGGGUCAGAUUGUAUUGAUUGGAUUUAUCUAUCAUGUCUUGAAAACGUAUAGUCGCCAUUUCCAGCCUCCAGCAAGACUUUCUGGAUUCCAAAAAAUGCCACCUUUUUUCUUAGCCAUCGCAAAGGGGAUACAAAGAUUUGUGGAAGACUUCUUACACUCUAGCACCUCAGUCAAUAAACGUGAAUUAAUUUACCAGUCCAAUACAAAUGCAUUGAAUGUUUUCUUCAUUCAUCCUGAUCUUGAAGUCAAGAUUUCAGUGAAUAUCGUCUCGUUUAAACCCUCUGGUGGUAUUACAUAUCUCUUCGGUGCUACAUACCUGGCAAACAACAACUUGUCCUACAGCAAGAGGCUAAACCCCAAAAAUCUCAUUCUUGCUGGUUUGAUAGCUCGACCAAAAAAGCCUAAAUUCAGCGCAAUUAACAGUCAUAGCAACCCUUUUGCUGAUGGCUUGUAG